Sitodiplosis mosellana (orange wheat blossom midge) is the source of this 1976-nucleotide messenger RNA. It is a transcript of the gene Rab27, whose product is annotated as ras-related protein Rab-27A. Bases 1230 to 1919 code for a protein of 229 amino acids. Gene Ontology annotation, molecular function: GTPase activity; GTP binding. The transcript is spliced from 6 exons. NCBI's taxonomy places the organism in Eukaryota, Metazoa, Arthropoda, Insecta, Diptera, Cecidomyiidae. Gene Ontology annotation, biological process: positive regulation of exocytosis; melanosome transport. The record is from RefSeq and is a predicted model, not a curated record. Gene Ontology annotation, cellular component: melanosome; secretory granule.
GUCAAAAAAGAAAAAAAAGAACCGAAGAGCCUAUUGUGUUUGAUGACGAUGGCAACACUGAAUCGCUUCAUUCGGUUGUGUGCUGAAUGAGAGAGAGAGAGAGAGAGAGAGAGAGAGAGAGAGGGGGGGAGAGUGACAGCUAUCCGAUGUGCACAAACAAAUCAGUGACAGUUUAACGAGGAAAUUGUUUACGAUUUCUUUUUUUUCCACAGUCUGUUGACUGAAAUAUCUAGUGUAACGUAAUUGAAUUGAUUGAAAGUGAAACUUUUGCUGUCGAGUCACAAGCACAAAAGCAGCUGAAAUAUCACCAAAGCAACAAUUGGAAUAUUGUGAUAGAGGAACAAGUAAUGGAAUCGUUCAAUAAAAUUCACGAUUGUUGUGGAUCAGAUGGUGGAAACGGUGUUUUCGGACGAAUGGUACGGAAGUGCAUACAAGAGAUAACAUCGAUUGAGAAUCAUCUAUCAUUUAGUUUAGCGAUUGCAUUGGCCAUUUGCAUAUUCAUAUUCCUCAAAUGGCUUCAAAGAUGAUGGAUUUUCAGCGUGUCAUUCGUGCCAUUCCCUCUAUUCAGGCUGUUGUUGUAGUUGUUGGUCAUUUUACGCGAAAUUCGACGAAAACAUUUCCACUUUUAUUUCCAUGUAAAUAUUAUGUUGUUUAAAUUUUAGGAGCAAAAGAGAAUUGUUAAUAAAAUGUUGUAUCGGCUGAAAAUGGCUAUGUUUUAUUUGUAAUAAAAAUGCGUACUUUUUGGCAAACUGUGUGUGUGUGAAUCGAUGAACUCACGGUGUUGCGUUUCAAUCUCUUGCGAUUUAUUCCAGGAAAUCAUAUGCCAUGCGAUGUUUAAGUAAAUUUUGCUAUAAUUGGAAUACCUUGUGCUUAAUACCUAUAUUUGGAGAGCGAAAAAAAACAUGUUGUUAUCAUCGAUGUUGAGUCGUGCAGCGCGCUCGGCAAGCGACAUGGAAAAUCGUACACACUUUGCCAUAACAACCACUCGGAAUAUUUCAGCUGCGACAUAUAUCCAUCCACCUCAGUUUGAUAACGAGUGUUGAAGCAGCAACAGGUACUUUCGAACACUUCACUUGUUAGCUGUGAUUUGGUGGUGCUAUUAGUUCGACUUUAUCGAAUAUCGUUUCUUUGUUAUCCAGUUGCGAAAGCAACGUUCGGCGGGAAUUUCAAUUGUAUUGUCACUUGUGGUGUUUUACUUGGCGAGUGUGACUCGAAAAGGAAGUCACAAGAUGAGUAUGUCCGUUGAAUAUGACUAUCUGUUCAAAUUUCUGAUUCUUGGCAACUCAAGUGUGGGCAAAACGAGUUUUCUCUAUCAAUACACGGAUGGACAGUUCCGAUCCAACUUCAGUUCAACAGUUGGGGUCGAUUUUCGAGAAAAACGAAUGCUGUACAAAUCGAACAACCGUAACUAUAGGAUUCAUCUGCAGUGUUGGGACACAAGUGGUCAAGAAAGAUUUCGAAGCCUGACAACCGCUUUCUAUCGUGAUGCCGUGGGCUUUUUGUUAGUUUUUGAUUUGACAAAUGAGAAGUCAUUCUUGGAAGUGAUGUAUUGGAUGGAACAGCUUAAAGUACAUGCAUAUUGCGAUACGCCAGAUAUAGUUUUAGUUGGCAACAAAAUGGAUAUGGAGCGUCGAAGAGUGAUUACUGAGGUGCGAGCACGAAAUUUUGCCGAGAAAUACAAUUUACCAUACGUUGAAACAAGCGCAGUGACGGGAGAGAAUGUGAAAAAAGCGUUCGAAAUUCUUUUGGAUUUGGUUAUGGGCCGGCUGGAAAAUGCGGUAUUUCGUGCAAAACUGCCUGCCCAUGGGAAAUCUCGUAAGCUGUCGGCGAUUGGAAAUGGUUCAGCUAAUGCGAACAGUGAGGCGAAAAAUAUAACAAUUCAACACGCCAAAGACAUGAAGAAAUGUGCUUGCGGAUAAAUAACACCGAGACAAUAAUAAAAAAAAAAAAAAAUAAAAUUAUAUCUGAUAACAAUA